AUGUCUCCGUCUAUUGCUCCAGUCCAGUCCAGCCCAGUCCAAUCCAGUUCAGUCCAGUCCAGUCCUGGCAACUGGUUACCGCUGAGGAAAGACACAUGGAGAGGAGAGAGAGAAGGAACAAGAGAGAAGAGGAGAGGAGACUGGACUUGCAGAGGAGGCGAGGUGAGGCGAGGCGAAGCCAAGCGAGCGCAGCCAGGCUCAUGCGAAAGGAGUGAGUGGGCGCUUAGCUUACGGAUGCCUUAG
This is a messenger RNA of Colletotrichum abscissum, 243 nucleotides long. RefSeq lists its product as uncharacterized. The record is from RefSeq and is a predicted model, not a curated record. NCBI's taxonomy places the organism in Eukaryota, Fungi, Ascomycota, Sordariomycetes, Glomerellales, Glomerellaceae. Bases 1 to 243 code for a protein of 80 amino acids. The transcript has a single exon.